Synchiropus splendidus (mandarinfish) is the source of this 1107-nucleotide messenger RNA. RefSeq names its product peptidase M20 domain-containing protein 2-like. The record is from RefSeq and is a predicted model, not a curated record. The transcript has 6 exons. NCBI's taxonomy places the organism in Eukaryota, Metazoa, Chordata, Actinopteri, Syngnathiformes, Callionymidae. Gene Ontology annotation, molecular function: dipeptidase activity. The coding region runs from base 1 to 1107 and encodes 368 amino acids.
AUGGAGACGGAGCAGCUGAAGAGCUGCCUGCAGUUGUUCAUAGAUGGACUGAAGGAGGAGCUGCACACUUUGAGCCGGGACAUAUGGAGCCACCCUGAAGUGGCCGGUGAAGAGGUGUUUGCACACGACACGCUCGUCCGCUUUUUCUCCCGGGACCCGACCUGGACGGUCCAGAGCCAGUACCGACUUCCCACGGCUUUCCGGGCGAGCUGGGGUCCAGCAGAAGGCGCGGACGGCGCGCCGGUGCUGAAUGUCGGCUUCCUGUGCGAGUACGACGCGCUGCCCGGGAUUGGUCACGCGUGCGGACACAACCUGAUCGCGGAGGUGGGAGUGGCGGCUGCUCUGGGUCUGAAGGCUGCGCUGGAGAACCAGAAGCGCCCGGCGGUACCAGUGAAGAUAACUGUUCUGGGCACUCCUGCAGAAGAAGACAUGGGUGGGAAGGUGGAGCUCCUGAACAUGGGAGCGUUUGCGGACAUCGACGUGGUCUUCAUGGCUCACCCGGCGCACGUGGACUUGUCUUUCGAAGGUGCCGUUGCCAUUCAAGACGUGUCAGUGAAGUACCACGGAAAAGCAAGUCAUGCCUCUGCGUCUCCUUGGGAUGGGGUGAAUGCCCUGGACGCCGCCGUCUUGGCCUACAAUAACCUCUCCGUGCUCAGGCAGCAGCUCAAACCCGAGUGGAGGCUUCAUGGCAUCAUCAAACACGGAGGGGUCAAGCCCAACAUCAUCCCAGACUACACCGAGCUGGAGUAUUACCUGCGGACGCCGCUGGUCGUGGAUCUGGAGGAGCUGAAGGCGAAAGUGGAGGCCUGUUUCAGAGCAGCUGCUGCAGCGACCGGCUGUCAAGUGGAGAUCAGCUACCCGGGACACGCAUACUCCAACAUCCUUCCUAAUACAACGCUAACACGCCUGUACGAAGAGAACGCCAAGUCUCUAGCAGUCUGUUUCCCAGAGCAGCCGGCUCAUUUCGCCGGGGCCGACAAAGCGCAGAGUUACACUCUGAGGGCGGCCAAGGCUCUGGCCAUGACCGCGGUGGAUGUCGUGUCCUGCCCAGACCUGCUGAAGAGGGUGAAGGAGGAUUUCAGGCGAGCCAAACUCAAACACCGCUAA